Molecule: messenger RNA, 1158 nt
Organism: Linderina pennispora
Lineage: Eukaryota; Fungi; Kickxellomycota; Kickxellomycetes; Kickxellales; Kickxellaceae
Product: Dbl homology domain-containing protein
Exons: 5
Coding region: 1-1158 (385 amino acids)
Molecular function (GO): guanyl-nucleotide exchange factor activity
Source: RefSeq, a predicted model, not a curated record
AUGGCAGCCUUGGCCGCUACUACCACUGCAGGUGAUGACCAGGCAAAGGAGAACGGAUCUCAGCCUAGGCCGUCCAAGGAGCAGGAGAGCGACACGACUAGCCCAAUGAUCCAGCCAGUAAUGAUUGCAAAGCCCGUGGCGCGCAAGACACCAGCGGCGAUGCGGAUGCACUCGGCCCGCGAGUUGGUGAUUACCGAGAAGAACUUUGUCGACCACCUGUUUGUGAUCAAGAAGCCGAUCAUCCCGUACCAGACAGCGCGCAUGGUGUUUGACGGUAUUGCGUCGCUGCACUCGCACGCCAGCCAAUUCUACCGCGAGAUGGACGCAGCGCUGAGCAGCUUUGAGCACCAUGCUCGGGCACACGCUAGCACCACCGGCAAGGACUUUGACGACGGCAUGCGGAUGGGCCGGUUGUUCCGCAGCAGCGAACGGCACUGGAGCGACUUCAUCACCUAUGUGCGCAACUACGGCAAGGCGGUCCGGUGCCUGAACCAGCUGCAGGACUACAAGCCGUUUGCGCGGUACCACGAGGAGUGCAUGCUGCACAAGCGCACGAACCGCCAGUCGCUGAAAGGACCUCCUGAUGCUGCCGGUGCAGCGCGUAACGCGAACAUCCUGAAGCACACGCCGGUGACGCAUGGCGACCAUGUCGAGCUGUGCCGUGCGGUCAAGAAUGCGUCGCGGCUGGCGUCGAUCGUCAACGAGUGCAGGCGCAAGCAGGAGGAGAGCGAGCGGGUCAUGGAGCUGUUCCAGGCCAUUGCGCUGUGCCCGCCGAUGCCGUACGCCGACUCGCGGGCCUUUUGUGACCGAAUUCAUUGUUCGCGAGCUGAUUUCGCGGCAGCCGACUCGGCUGAUUCUGCGCCUGCGCAGGCCAAGAUCGACGUUGUAACGGCGUCGGCCAACGAGACUGCCGAGGCACAUAUCGAGUGGACGUACUAUGGGUCGGCGCUGCUGGACCAGGUCGAGGACGGCAUGUCGAUGCUGUCAGAAUCCACGCUGCGUGACGCGUUCUCCAGCAAGAAGAAGCCCAAGAAGAAGGGCAAGAUCAGAAAGGGCAUUCUGCAGUCAAGCGGCUCCGGCGACGCGAUCCCCGACCAUAUUGCGGCGCUGUCUCACUCGACGUUCCCGAAGCCCAGUGCCGUCGACGAUGUACUCUGA